AUGUCUCGAUCAGCGACCCGAAAUCCUGUUGGGGCAAGCAUUCUUGACCCGGGAACAGGAGCCAAUGUACAUUCGCGCCCAUCGCCUGAACAGGUACAGUCUCUGGGUAGGACAAAAGAUGGGAGAGCUUUGAAGAUACGUACCUAUCCAAAAUUUGAAUCGCUUUUGGAGGAACGCAUUUACCGCAAACAACAUCUCGCCGCGGCCUUUCGAAUCUUUGCGGACCGAGGGUUUGAUGAAGGUGUCGCUGGUCACAUUUCUGUCCGCGAUCCCAUUCUCACAGACCAUUUUUGGCUCAACCCGUUAUCUAUGCAUUUCUCUCAGAUUAGGGUCUCAGAUCUUAUACUCGUGGACGAAGAAGGUGCCAUAGUCGAAGGCGAUCAGCCAAUAAAUACCGCCGCAUUCACUAUCCACUCAGCUAUUCACAAAGCACGGCCAGAUGUUCACGCUGCCUGUCAUGCCCAUAGUGUCUAUGGAAAAGCGUUCUCCUGCUUUGGUCGCAAGCUUGAAAUGUUGACACAGGACUCUCUACGUUUCUACGAGGAUCACGCCGUUUACGAUAAAUUUGGUGGCGUUGUAGUAGACAAGGCGGAGGGCGAACGUAUUGCCAAGAGCCUCGGUAAAUGCAAAGCGGUUAUAUUGCAAAACCAUGGGCUUUUGACUGUGGGUCAGUCUGUCGAUGAAGCCGCUUUUUGGUUUAUAAGCCUGGACAAGACCUGCCAAGCACAGCUUCUAGCCGAUGCGGCUUCAACAGGAUCCGGUCAUAAGAAGAUAAGUAUCAGCAACGAAGAGGCGGAAUAUUCGAAAGCGAACGUCGGUGGACCUGACAAGGGAUGGCUGGCAUUUCAGCCCUACUACGAUGAACAGCUCGCCAAGACAAAUGGCCACUUCUUAGGCUAA
Molecule: messenger RNA, 900 nt
Organism: Penicillium atrosanguineum
Lineage: Eukaryota; Fungi; Ascomycota; Eurotiomycetes; Eurotiales; Aspergillaceae
Product: class II aldolase/adducin family protein
Exons: 3
Coding region: 1-900 (299 amino acids)
Cellular component (GO): cytoskeleton
Molecular function (GO): actin filament binding
Source: RefSeq, a predicted model, not a curated record